Xenopus laevis (African clawed frog) is the source of this 2006-nucleotide messenger RNA. Its product is annotated as myb-related transcription factor, partner of profilin-like. The coding region runs from base 222 to 1217 and encodes 331 amino acids. NCBI's taxonomy places the organism in Eukaryota, Metazoa, Chordata, Amphibia, Anura, Pipidae. The transcript has 4 exons. The record is from RefSeq and is a predicted model, not a curated record.
GAGGGAGGGAGGAGCGUAGGGCAGGGGGGUCCCGUAGAGGGAGGGAGGAGCGUAGUGUAGGGAGGGUGUCCCCCAGCCCACACAGGGAGUCCCCCAGGGCACGCUGCGUGUCUCGCUCACCACCAUCUGGGGCACGCAGCGUGUCACGCACCCCACCCAGGGCUGAGAGAGGCUUCCCCAGGAGGAGGCCACAGAGGCUGCCGAGCAGCUCGGAGGAGGAGAUGGAGGCACCACCACCAACUGCCUCAGAGAGGAGAGAGGAGGAGGAGGAGGAGGAAGGUGAUGAUGGAGGAGAGGAGGGCCCCACCAACAAAAUGGCCCGAAGGUUUACCGGUGAAGAGAAUGGAGCACUGGUGGACGAGGUGAUAGCGCGAUGGGAUGUGCUGUUUGGGAGUCAGUCCCAUCGCAUCAAUGCUGCCAGACGCCAACAACUCUGGCAGCAGGUGACGGACAGGGUGAACACUGUGGGCGCUUUACACAGGGAUCGGACAACUGUGUAUAAGCGCUACAGUGACCUGAAGCGUUGGCUAAGGGCAAAACUUGUUACCAGGAGAGCGAAAGCCCAGAAGACCGGCGGAGGGCGUGUCCCUCCACUCAGACUUCAACCCCAUGAGCGCCGGCUUCUGGACAUUUUGGCCAAAGAGGGCAGUGAAGAACUGGACACAGACUGGAUACGACCACCGCAAACAUCGCGCCCGGACAGUGACCAGGACCAGGGUGAUGCUGCUCAGCAACCCCAGGAAGAGGGUGAGACUGAUGACUCUGAUAGAGCCCCGGAAGCUCAAGAACACCGAGCUGAACGCCGCGCCCAGUCGCCAGCCGUGAUUCCUGUGGUGCCCCCCAGACAUCGUGCUGCUGCCACAGCAAUUGGGGGACCACCACAAGAGGAAGGACGGCGACUGGCUGAUCAACCUGCGGCACAACCGGGGCUCGUCAACGUGAUGCUGGCCAUGCUACGCCAGCAGCGCUACCAGGAUCUCAGGAUGAGGCGGUGGAUGGCCCAUAUCUAUGCAGAGAUGCGGGAGACCCGGAUGGCCAUCCAUCGAGGAUUCCAGGACCUGGUGGCAGCCCAGUCUCACCGACCAAGGGGCCCUGCUGAGGGUGAAGUCCCUGGUCCACCUGCUGCUCCCCCUCCACCCCCUGAAGCUCCUCAACAUCGGAGGGAAAGGGGGCAUGGAAGGGGACACAGUCCUGUCCGAGGGGACAAACGUCCCUAGAUCCAGUCUGUGUCAUUUACCAUCUAACACUGACCUCUUUGCCUAUUUUCUCCUGGUAACAAACUUUGCCCUAUUGACGCUUCAGGUAUCACUCUGUCCGUUACCCAGCAAUGGGACUGACUCCCAAACAACACAUCCCAUUGUUUACACUGUGCUCCAUUCUCUUCACUGGGGGGUGCCAUUUUAACAUCUAUUGGCACCCUUUCCAAUAACAUCUGGAAAAGCACUUCAAAACAUCUAAGUGCAUUUGCUCUAACAUAUGUAUAUACGUAUGGUGUUAUGAGCACCAAGGUGUGCCAUAUCUUACAUCCAAUGGCGCCCUUUCCAAUAACAUCUGGAAAAGCACUUACAAACAUCAAAAAGUGCAUUUGCUCUAACAUAUUUCUAUGGUGAUGCUGCAGUGUUGCCAAACACAUUCACUUGGCCCAAAAAAUGUUACAUGUAAGGAUCAAUGCAUUCCAAUCAUUGCAAACACAUGACUACACUUUUUAUUGUGUAUUUAUCACCAGUGCAGUGUUGCUUCAAAUGUUCCAUAUGCUAAUCAAGCGCUGUUUGUAUGUGUUUCUCAUGUUAGGAGCAUUCAUGUAACAAUGGCCUAUGUUCUGCAACUGUCAAAGUGAAAACAGUGUGCCUUGUGCUUUCCACUAUGAAGUAUUGUUGUCUACCUAUGGCAUACUUUGGCUACCCAGCACUCAUAAUAUGUGCUAUUGCUGACUACCUCCUCCUCCUCCUCCAUCACCUCCUCCACCUGUGGUACUUAAAUAGCAAGUCCCAGGUAUAUGAUAUGCC